AUUCAGUCUGUGGGUGGAUAUCUCGGGAAUUGCCAUGUGUCUGGAUGUUUCGAUCUUCACAGAUUCGACUUUAGGCAGCUGAACUUGUGAUGCAUCGCUUAUUGUGAAGUUUAGCCAUUUCAAGAUAAGGAUUUCUCGCCUACACAAAAUAAAUAAAAGGAGAGACUUGCGAACCAAUUUAGAAGAACCUUAAAACCUUCAGUCAGAUUUCGGUUUCGAGGACAACAUGCCUCAAACGCCGCCAUUUUCGAGUGUGUUCAGCACCAGCAGUUACAACAAGAACCUCUACCAGCCAGAAGAGAGCUACUCCGGCCUGUAUUACCAUGAGGACAGCCUGGUGUCUGGCUCUCUGGAAGCGCUUAUUCAGCACUUAGUCCCCAACAUGGACUACUAUCCUGACAGGACGUACAUCUUCACCUUCCUGCUCAGCUCCAGGGUGUUCAUCCGCCCCCACGAGCUGAUGUCCAAGGUCUGCCAUCUGUGUGUGGACCACGAGAGACUAGCUGACCCUCAGGCUGAUAAGAUGAGAAUCAGAAAGUUGGCUCCGCAGAUGGUGCAGCUGCUGUCAGAGUGGACGGAGACCUUCCCCUACGACUUCAGGGACGAGCGCAUGAUGCGCAGCCUGAAGGAGCUCACGCAGAGACUGGCCACCGGCGACGAGCUCUACCGCAAGGCAGUCCAGCAGAUGACGCAGGCCCUGAUUCGUAAACUGACCACGCUAAGCCAGUACGAGGAGGCCUUGGCCAAAAUCAACGCCACGGCGACUGACAGGCUGACCGUCCUGAAGACCAAACCGCAGUCUAUCCAGAGGGACGUCCUCACCAUCUGCAAUGACCCCUUCACCCUCGCCCAGCAGCUCACCCACAUCGAACUAGAAAGACUGAGCUACAUUGGGCCUGAGGAGUUUGUCCAGGCCUUUGCUCAGAAAGACCCUCUGGACAACAAUAAGAGUUGCUUCAGUGACCACAAGAAGGCCAGUAACCUGGAGGCGUAUGUGGCUUGGUUCAACAGGCUCAGUUACCUGGUUGCCACGGAGAUCUGCAUGCCAGUGAAGAAGAAGCAGCGAGCGCGGGUUAUCGAGUUCUUCAUCGACGUGGCGCGCGAGUGCUUCAACAUCGGCAACUUCAACUCCCUCAUGGCCAUUAUCUCCGGGAUGAACAUGAGUCCAGUUUCCCGACUGAAGAAGACCUGGGCCAAAGUCAAAACGGCCAAAUUCGACAUCCUGGAGCACCAAAUGGAUCCUUCCAGCAAUUUCUACAACUACAGGACAGCCUUGCGAGGGGCAACCCAGAGGUCCAUAACGGCCCACAGCAGCAGAGAGAAGAUUGUCAUACCAUUCUUCAGCUUGUUGAUCAAGGACAUCUACUUCCUCAAUGAGGGAUGUGCCAACCGCUUGCCAAAUGGCCAGGUGAAUUUUGAAAAAUUCUGGCAAAUGGCCAAGCAAGUGGGCGAGUUCAUGACCUGGAGGGAGGUGGAGUGUCCAUUUGAGAGAGACCGCAAGAUCAUUCAGUACCUGCUGACCGCGCCCAUUUUCAGCGAGGACGCCUUGUAUCUGGCGUCCUAUGAGAGCGAGGGCCCAGAGAACAACAUGGAGAAGGACCGGUGGAAGUCUAUGAGGUCUGCUCUGCUAAGUAGAGUAUGAAGAUGAGAAGGUAAACUCAGCACAGUUCUGCAGAAGAGUCCUGCUGCAUUCGGCUGGGACAACAGUGAGCAGUAUCCCCGUUUGGAGGGGAGCGACAAUCUUUACAUUUCCUACGAGGACCCUGCCGUUUAAUAACAGAUUUAUACGAGCCGUCCGGGGUUCUCCUCUUCACACGACCGAUUUUUCAUCUCUUUGUAUGAAUUUUUAGUCUUUUUUUCUAAAGAUCAAAAACUAUAGCUGUCGAAGAGGAAUGGCCCCAGAUUUUUUGUCCGUCAGUCGAAGGACAUUUCCAGGUGGUCCGGGCAGUUGGAGGGGACCCAGGUGCUCCUGUCACACAGAAUGUCACACUGUCAUUUUCAAAAAAUUACAUUUCUCUGAGUUUUGCUGCUGGUUGGCGAACUGGAACGGUUCAAAAGCUGCUCUCUUAAAACAUACAUCAAGCUUACUGUGGGAGCAGUAAGGUCUAUUUCUUUCAUAGCUGGAGCGUUAAUAAUUCCAGUCCAUAAGCUAACGUUUUAUGUAGUUUUUGUUAUCAUGUAAGUUCCUUGUUUCUUUGUGUGUGUAAAUACAAGUAUUGUGUCAUAGUGUCCCAACAUGGCCGCCCAUUUCCAAGAAUGAAAUAUUGUCUCAGGAGGGUACUAAAUGCGCUGAGUGCAUUUAGGAAUUACUGAUGUCAUUUCCUGUACUGUGCAAAAGCCUUUGUUAUACAGUAAAACAGGAAUACCCCCCCCCCCCAUCAUCUCUGGGGCAUUAGCCGUGAGUGUAAAUGGCAUGUAAGUGUGGAGAUAUCUUCAUGUUCUCCAUUAUCGGUGUCAUUUGGACUCAGCCAUCAGCCACUUCAGCCUAAGUAUAGCGUUGGAGAACUGGUUGUUUCUAGCACUUAAGAUAGCCCUCUUUGUGUGAGGAGAGGGGUUUUUCUGAAUAAAAGAGCCCUCUUUCGUUCAUACUGCGGACAGAAAGAGAGGGGCUUCGUAAACCACAUAUUUAUUGGGGCUAUCAGUGGCUGUCAAUCACUGGCUUUUAUCAACCAAUCAAAAGCAGUAUGAUUUAUUUAAAUCAAUGAGUCACUGAUGGCACAUGAUAGCUCCUCCCACAUUUGGGCUAAAGACUUCUGUGUGUACCAUGUUCGAUCUCUGGAGUCUUCAGCAGGGGGCACUGAACAUGUGUCAUUUACUAAAAAAGAUGAAUGAUUAAACUAUUAAGCUAUUUGUUUUUAACCCGUUUGUGCAGAUUGGGCAAGCCCCUGUUUAAGUGCAAGUGUUUUUGUUUUUUGUUUCUUUUUCCACUACAUUGUCAAAAAAGUAUUUAUGUUCCCUAAAAGUAUUAAAGGUAUUUGUGCUAUCAUACGUGUAGCAUAUAUGUUUUAUUAUAUAAUUUACUGAUAUUCACUGUUAUUUUAUUAUAUUCUAUUUAAUUUUGUACUAGAUAAAUAACAUAAUUCAGUAUUCUAUUGCUAAUUUUCUGUUAAAGUCUGUGACAUGUUUUCAGGAUGCUCGGACAUGAAAUGAAGUUGUAUUUAUUGACUGAUGUCCAGCUUGCCUUCUAUCAUUUUCUUUUUUACUCAUAAAAAUGCUAUUAUGUAACUGUAAAUAAUUUAUACUUUUUCUGUGCAUAUUGGUAUGUAUUUUGACUGUCCGGAUGACUUAGAGGAAGAUAAUGAGUGAAGUAGUUGUGUAAGAUGAAAAAGAUGACUAAAUAAAAGAAAGCAUUUUCAUUCA
Molecule: messenger RNA, 3360 nt
Organism: Conger conger (European conger)
Lineage: Eukaryota; Metazoa; Chordata; Actinopteri; Anguilliformes; Congridae
Gene: rasgef1ba
Product: RasGEF domain family, member 1Ba
Exons: 14
Coding region: 227-1642 (471 amino acids)
Biological process (GO): Ras protein signal transduction; positive regulation of GTPase activity
Cellular component (GO): plasma membrane
Molecular function (GO): guanyl-nucleotide exchange factor activity
Source: RefSeq, a predicted model, not a curated record